CGUAGAGAUAAAUAAAAUCGAUACUAAGGCGCCACAGUCAUAACACUACGUAGAUUCGUUUUCUUGUUUUAUGCUUAGUUCAUUUUGUGCACUGGGGAUAACAACAAUAAUUUUAAUUGUUUAAAUGGAUAAGCCACAGGUCAACGAUGAAAACGCCCCCAAAAGUAAUAGGGAGUCUUAUCCCCCUUCCUAUGCGUCGGUAGUAACCAAUCAACCAACACCUGGCUUUGAACCAACUGUUUAUACACAUUUGACAUCGCCUAUGGCUGGAAUUGACAUACUAAGAAAUUUAGAUUAUUUAUCAAUAGAACGAUCAGCCAGUAUAAGACAAGCUUUUCAAGACAACUUUAUGAUGGAACGUUACAAAAUUUUGGACAACCAAUCACAAGUUUUGUAUAAAGUUCAAAGAAAAUUAAAACUUGAAUUUAUUUGCAGACAGUAUACUUUUCAAUGUUUAGAUCAGUACGAAAAUGAUGUUUUACAUUUGGAAAGAAAUAUUUAUGUGAGAGGUGUUUUUUUAGUUGAUCAGGACAUAAAGGUGAUUAUCCCUCCAAAUAUCCACUUGGGUACCAUAGAAUGGGCCAGAAUGGGCAUUUUCAGUCCUCAGUUUUCUGUAAAAGACGCCCAAGGAAAUUUGCUUUUCCUCAUUAUCGGUCAAUUGGACUGUUCGUGCUGCGCGCGCAUAGUUUUCACUAUUCAAGAAAAUGAAGCACCUAUUGGAAAAAUACAAUACAAAAAUAUGUAUGAAACAGAAUGCCAAUUUCCUGUACAUUUGACAACAGUGCAAAAAGCGCUUUUGUGUGGGGCAACAAUGUUGAUUAAAGAUGUUAUUUUCGAAAGAAAAUGAAGACAUUAAUAUCAUUAUCCAUAUAUAUC
This is a messenger RNA of Brassicogethes aeneus, 876 nucleotides long. The record is from the annotation of a GenBank genome assembly. NCBI's taxonomy places the organism in Eukaryota, Metazoa, Arthropoda, Insecta, Coleoptera, Nitidulidae.